AUGAAAGAAAUCCAACUUUCGAAGCCAAAGCAUGUCAAUGUGUUGUCUGUUGAGCGGCAAUUAAUAGCAUCUAUAGAUCUACAUCGUUCAGUAGCUACUAUAAUGAUAAAUAAUAAUAUUAAUAAUAUUAGAAAAACCAGUAUAAUGAUAUUAGCUUUGGUAUCUGUUUUAACAAAAGAAACCUAUACAACAACUUACUCUAUUAGAGUCAACACUGAAGUUACCGAUGCUAUCGAUUUAUUGGAAAAAGCAAUGGUAAGUGGAACAUUUAAUUUCUCUUUGACACAAUCAAUGACUAGUUUUACAGUAACUGCAAUUUACACGAAUGCAAUUCAACUUCAAUAUAGUUCAGACGGAGGAUUUGUAAAAUACACACUUCUGGUGAAUAACAUUGAAAACGGUGAUUUUGCCUGUGCCAACGGUCCUACUUGCCUUCUGACCGGAUUGACUGCAGAUACACAAUACAAUUUCGACAUAUGUGUUUCUUCUGAUUGGUCAUCGCCAUGUGGAACACCUCAUAUGCAAGCGCAAGCAAGAACCUACAAAGAUGUGUCCGAUCCCUUGGUUGUGGUAUCUGCAGUUUCUGGUGUUGGAAUGACACUCAGUUGGUCGACCACCGGUGGUGUUCCUACGCCUGCCACUGUUUAUAAUAUUAAAGCGAACGGGAUGGAUAUUGCUCUCGGAUUGACAACAACCACCUACACCAUUAACACAUUGACUCCAGGGACUACCUAUCCUAUUUUAGUGCAAGCACAGAACGACGACGAUAUUAAAAACACCACCACCAUAGUGACUACCUAUGGCACUCCACCGGUUACACUGACUGCGCCAGUGAAAACCACCAAAACCAUUACUUUAAACUUUGAAUCGAUUGGAGGAGUAUUUGGUUCAGUAACAACAUAUAGUCUAUUCAUAGGUACAGCUCCAGUAUCACAAUGUACUGCUAUUACAUCGAAUACCUGUUACAUUCAAGGUUUAGUAUCAGGCUCUUCCUACACCUUUAAAAUAGAAUCAACCAAUGCAGGUCAACAAAUGGUUAAUGGUCUGACUGUGUCGACAUAUGCAUCGAUAAACGGUGUAACUGUAGCAUUGGUAAACCGUACAACAACCUCCAUAGCAGUUCAAACUAAACAUCUAGGUGGUGUUCCAGGUCAAUCUAGUUAUUUAGUAGACUUGCAUGGUUCUUAUAUCUGUUCAGGUACAAGCAGCAAUAUAUGCGUUGGCAGAAAUUUGCAGCCAGGUACUAGUUACAAGUUCAUCUCCACAGUCUCCAAUGACGGUGAUUCCAGUACUGGAGAAUCUUCUUUCGCCACUUUUUAUUCAUUGUACAAUCUUGUAUUAACAUCCAACCAGACUACCACCUCUAGAAUCAUUGUUAUUUAUAAUACAAAUGGUGGUGUUCCAGAUAAUACUUUUUAUACUACAAAAAUCAAUGGCCAAGUAUAUGCAGAUUGUAUUAAUUUAUAUCUACAAACUUGUGAAAUAACCAAUUUGAAUAGUGGAACACAGUAUAAGAUAGAAACCACUGCAACUAAUGAUAUUGAUUCAGUUUCAAUGACCAAUUAUAUAUCAACUUUGGCUGGUGUAAAGAUAACAUCGAUAGAUGCAGCAAUCACAACAAAAACAUUGUCACUCACAUUUGGAUCAAUAAAUGGUGUAGUUGGUUUAACCAAGUUUUCAGUAUAUGUUAAUGGUUCAGCUGUUCCUAGUUGCACCGAUAUUUCAGAAACCAAAUGUGAUUUGAUUAACUUAACUCCAGGCACUGUCUAUUCAAUACUUGUGGUAGCCCAAAAUGAUGGUACAUCUGAUUCGAUGACAACGGAUUUUAGCACCUAUCCUCCAGUUUCACAGCCAAUAAUCACUUUUAUCCAACAUCCAAACAAAGAGCUUUUGAUUAAAUAUUCAACAACUGGUGGUGUUCCUGGACAGUCAACAUACACCGUCUCGAUCAAUGGUACCAAUUUACCUGGUUGUAUUAACAUACAAUCAACCGAGUGCACAUACAGUCCUUAUCAAAUAGGUGAUUAUUUUAUAGUCGCUGUUUUUGCUACCAAUGAUGGAUUGACACAAAUCUCUACAACCAAUUUAAAAAUAUAUGAUUAUCCAACCGCAAUAAAUAUAAUAAAUAUUGUAGCAACCAACUCAAACAUAUCGAUUGAAUGGACAGAGAGUCAAGAAGGUGUUCCAAAUAUGACAACUUAUCAAGCAUCAUUAUCAAACGAGGAGGGAGCUAAUUUUAUUGUAUUUUGUGACAAUGUUACAAAUAUAUUGAAAUGUACAUUCCCGAAUCUUAUUCAAAACACAACUUAUUCUUUGAGAGUAACUGUUUUAAAUACCUAUUUCGAUCCUGUUAAUACGACAAUUAAAUUUAAUACACUAUCUGAUUCAACAGAUUAUUGCAAAUCAGGUAAUACAGAGUGUAAUGGAAAUGGUGUUUGUUCAAAUGGCCAAUGUAAUUGUAAGACUGGUUGGAUUGGUCAAUAUUGUGAGACUCCAAUCAAAAUAGAUAAUAACCAUCCACCUAUCAUUGUUCCAAAUCCAGAAUCACCAGGUGUCAUCAUCGACGAUAAAGGAAUUACUUAUUCUUUCUCGAUUGGUGAAAUCAAAGAAAUAGAUUCAGCAUCAUCUCCAAUUAAAACAUUGAAUGUUUCAUCAUUACAAUGGUCUCUGACUAAAAACAAAGAUAUAAACAUUACAAAUCCUACCAAUGUAGCUCUAACAGAGAGAUCGUGGCAAUACUCAACAGUUUCAUCAGCCAGCCCAUAUUUUAAAUCUAUGAAUGUCACAUUCUAUCAAUUCCUAGCCAUUCCAGCAAUCACACAAAACGAUUACUACGAAUAUCAAUAUGCCGGUCAAACCUAUUCCAUUAAACUAGGAUCAUUCAAAUACACUUUGAAUAUAUCGGAAUGGGAUUUCCAAUCGAGAUUGAACACUCUGGAGAUAUCCAGUAUCAUUUCAGCGCCAAUCGGUGGAAGUUGUGAUCCAAAGAUAGACAUAUCGCUUGUUGAUUCUGGUAGUGGAAACAAUAUAAAUAUUGGAGACAACAAUGGUAACUCUGUAUUUGGAAGACUAUUGAAAGUUGUAUUAUUAGACGAUAUUCCAAGAUCAAUCUCACACAAGACCAUUGAAAAUACAAACAACCAGAGUGUGUCGAUCGUUUCAGUCAUUCCAUUUUUCGAAUCAACACUAUUUAUUGACCCUGAUUUCUCAACGUUGAUCUCUGUCGAUGGAAAAGUAUCUUGUUCUUCAAACAGCGAUGAUAAAUGGAAGAUCAUCGUUGGUGCUGUCGUUGGUGGUGUUGUUGUGAUCGAAGAAUUGACACCAAUUUUAGAGACUGAAUCACAAACUAUGUCAACAAUUGAAGCAAGUGAGAUUUUAACUCAUUCCAUUAAGAUUGCCUAUACUUCAGUAGGCGGAACUAAUGUUGAAUAUAGUUUCACUGUAAAUGGUUCGCCUUUCAUCUCACUCGAUUGUUUACAGGCAACCACUUGUCUUAUUACCGGUUUAACUCCUAAUACCACUUAUGAUAUUGUUGUAUGUUGUUUUGAAUCUGGAUCUCAGUGCCAAGGAAAUACUAUAUUAUUGCCAUCCAUUACCUAUCCAACAGUCUCUAAUUUAUCGAUAGCUUUGGUAAAUAGAACCUCCAGUAUUAUUACCAUCGAAUAUGAUUCAUUGUAUGGUGUACCUGGCCAAACUAUUUAUUCAGUUGAUGUCCAUGGAGUUAUUAGGUGCCCUCCUUCACCUAAUAAAAUAUGUAUCGUCAAUAAUCUAGGAUAUUCAACCUUAUAUAAAUUUAUCGUUAAUGCUACCAAUGAUGGGGAUAGUGUUAUAGCAGAGUCCAACUUUGCAACCUUUUAUAUUCUUUAUGGUCUAAAUAUCCAAUAUAAUGAAACCACUACUUCAAAGAUCUUUGUUGUUUAUACUGCGUCUGGCGGUGUUCCUGGUCAAACUUAUUACACAACAAUAGUUAAUGAUGUUCCAUACCCUUUAUGUAUCAAUAUUCAAUCAACUGGUUGUGAAAUUAUGAAUUUACAAAGUGGAACAGCGUAUAAGAUUGAAAUACUUGCAACCAAUACAGGAGAAAACAAUACUGUUCAAGCUCAACUUUCUACUCUGAAACCUGCAGAGAUUUCCGAUUUAAAUGCAACAUCAAUCACGACAAAAACAAUGUCACUCUCAUUUGGGUCAAUAUAUGGUGUAAUUGGUAAUUCAAAGUUUACUAUUUUUUUAAAUGAUACAGCUGUUCCUAGUUGCACUGAUAUUUCGACAACCACAUGUGAUUUGACUAACUUAACUUAUGGUACCGUCUAUUCAAUUAGAGUAUCAGUUCUCAAUGAUGGAAGAUCGAAUCAAAUGACAAAAUUAUUUACAACAUAUUCUUUAGUUUCACCACCAAUCAUAACCACCACACAAUUCCCAAAUAAAGAUCUUUUGAUUAAAUAUACAACAACUAGUGGUGUUCCUGGACAGUCAUUAUACACCUCUGCAAUUAAUGGUACCAAUAUAUCGGGUUGUAUCAAUACUCAAUCUCUUCAAUGUACAUUUAAUCCUUAUCAAAUAGGUGAAAAUUAUGAAAUUUCAGUAUUGGUCUCAAAUGAUGGACACACAGAACAGACAUUUUAUUUUCUAAAAAUUUAUGAUUAUCCAACAUCAGUAAAUAUUAUAAAUGUUUUACCAACCAAAUCAAAUAUUUCAAUUGAGUGGACAGAGAGUCAAGAAGGUGUUCCAAAUAUGACAACUUAUCAAGCAUCAUUAUCAAACGAGGAGGGAGCUAAUUUUUUUGUAUUUUGUGACAAUGUUACAAAUAUAUUGAAAUGUAUAUUCCCUAAUCUUAUUCAAAACACAACUUAUUCUUUGAGAGUAACUGUUUUGAAUACUGAUUUUCUACCAGUAAACACAACAAUUAAAGUUAAUACAUUAUCUGAUACCACAGAUUUUUGUAAAACAGGUAAUACAGAGUGUAAUGGAAAUGGUGUUUGUUCACAAGGACUUUGUAAUUGUAAGACUGGUUGGAUUGGUCAAUAUUGUGAAGUUCCAAACAAUGUUGAUAAUAACCAUCCACCUAUCAUUGUUCCGAAUCCAGGAUCACCAGGUGUCAUAAUUGACGAUAAAGGAAUUACUUAUUCUUUCUCGAUUGGUGAAAUCAAAGAAAUAGAUUCAACAUCCUCUCCAAUUAAAACAUUGAAUAUUUCAUCAUUACAAUGGACUUUGUCAAAGACACUGGAAAGGAAUGUUACCAACCAACUAAAUCUAACAAUGAAUAUCACCUUCUAUCAAUUCAUAGCCAUUCCAACUAUCACACAAAACGAUUACUACGAAUAUCAAUAUGCCGUAAAUACCGGUGAAAUCAACUUGAUAAACAUUGGUGACAACAAUGGUAACUCUGUAUUUGGAAGACUGGUCAAUAGAGUUAUGUUAGAUUCAAUUCCAAGAUCAAUCUCACACAGAGCCAUCGAAAAUACAAACAACCAGAGUGUAUCGAUCGUUUCAGUAAUUCCUUUUUUCGAAUCAACACUAUUUAUUGACCCUGAUUUCUCAACGUUGAUCUCUGUCGAUGGAAAAGUUAAUUGCUCUUCAAACAAAGACAACAAAUGGAAGAUCAUCGUUGGUGCUGUGGUUGGUGGAUUUGUUGCCAUUUCAAUCCUGGCUGGAGCAUCAUAUUACUUAUACAGAAAGAAAAAGAUUACAACAGAAAAUAAUAAAAUUAAAGCAAGACUACAGCAAAUGAAUUCUUGA
This is a messenger RNA of Heterostelium album PN500, 5736 nucleotides long. Its product is annotated as calcium-binding EGF-like domain-containing protein. Bases 1 to 5736 code for a protein of 1911 amino acids. The record is from RefSeq and is a predicted model, not a curated record. The transcript has 15 exons. Gene Ontology annotation, molecular function: protein binding. NCBI's taxonomy places the organism in Eukaryota, Evosea, Eumycetozoa, Acytosteliales, Acytosteliaceae.